AUGAAUCAAGAGCAAGUUUUCAGAACAUCCUCUCUUCUAGUUCCCAUUAGAAAGCUUAUACUAAGUAGCCCUUUGAGGAUUCAGUAUACACAGAGCAUAUAUGUUAAUAAAUGUGGUUUUCCAUCAGACUCUGAAGUGAGAAUCAUAGCUGAGCCGGGCAGAUACUAUGUUGCAUCAGCUUUCACACUCGCAGUUAAUAUUAUUGCCAAAAAACUUGUAUUAAAGGAACAGACAGGCUCUGAUGAUGAAGAGGAGUCUAGUGAAUGGACGUUCAUGUAUUACAUGAAUGAUGGAGUAUAUGGCUCCUUCAACUGCAUUCUUUAUGACCACGUGCACGUGAAGCCUCUUCUGCAGAAGAGACCCAAACCAGACGAGAAGUAUUAUUCAUCCAGCAUCUGGGGACCGACCUGUGACAGCCUGGACCGCAUUGUUGAGCGCUGUAACCUACCCGAGAUGCAUGUGGGCGACUGGAUGCUCUUUGAGAACAUGGGUGCUUACACUGUUGCUGCUGCUUCUACCUUCAAUGGAUUCCAGAGACCCACCACCUACUAUGUGAUGUCAGGGCCAACGUGGCAACUGAUGCAGCAGAUCCGGGCCCAGGACUUCCCGCCCGGAGUGGAGGAGCCAGACGUCAGUCCCCUGCCCGUGUCCUGUGCCCAGGAGAGCGGCAUGAAGCGGCACUUGGCAGCCUGCACUUCCACGCGUAUUAACGUGUAG
This is a messenger RNA of Budorcas taxicolor (takin), 717 nucleotides long. RefSeq names its product ornithine decarboxylase-like. Gene Ontology annotation, molecular function: ornithine decarboxylase activity. Gene Ontology annotation, cellular component: cytoplasm. The transcript has 2 exons. The record is from RefSeq and is a predicted model, not a curated record. The coding region runs from base 1 to 717 and encodes 238 amino acids. NCBI's taxonomy places the organism in Eukaryota, Metazoa, Chordata, Mammalia, Artiodactyla, Bovidae.